AUGUCUUCACCAAUUCAAAAUAAAAAAGCUACCACUACUACCACUACUACCACUACCACCACAACAACAACAACCACUAGUAAAACUAAACCAAUUAGAUUAAAUUCUAGUUUUGAUAAUGGUAGCAAUAACAAUUAUGAUGAUGAAGAUGAAGAAGAUGAUGGAGAUGAUGUUAAUUUACCAAUGGUUAAAUUGGAUAUUGAAGAUGUUCAACUAUUAAAUUUUGAUAUCGAUGACUUUAUUAAAGAACAAGAUCUAAUACAUAAAGAUGAAGAAAAGAAUGUAUUAUUUAAAGAGUUAAUUAAACCAAUUAGAAAGUCAUAUGGAGAAGAAAUAGAGCUAAUAGAAGAGAAUUUUAGAAAUGCUGAGAAUGAAAUUAUAGAAUCUUUUCCAGCUGGUUAUUAUCCAACUAAGGUUAUAAAAUUUUUAGAUUCUCAUAUUAAAUAUAUUCAAUUACUAUGUUUAAAAACCAAAGCUGCUCUUCGUGCAAAAGUUUUUGACUCGAUUCAGCAAACCUUCCAAAUCUAUGUCAAUAUUCCAGAUGAAGCAAAUCCACAUUCACAAUCACCAGAUGAAACAACAGGUGAUCCACAUGUAACCAAUGCUGCAGAAGAAACUAGAAGAAAAAAGAAAAGAAAAGUAGAUGCUAUUUUGGAAAAAUGGUAUUCAAUAAACUACACUCAACCUUACCCACUCUAUAGUGACAAAAUAUUUUUAGCCUCUUUUUCAAAAAUAAGCUUCUCUAAAACCAAUGAGUGGUUUGGUAACAAGAGAACUAGAGUACGUAAGCAAGGUAAAGAUGAAGGUGAUGACGAAAAUAAAACAAUCAACAAAAAUAUACUCUCAACUUCAACUCAUAAAAAGAAAAGAGGAAGUUUUGAAAUUUCAAACAAAUAA
This is a messenger RNA of Dictyostelium purpureum, 897 nucleotides long. RefSeq lists its product as uncharacterized. Bases 1 to 897 code for a protein of 298 amino acids. The record is from RefSeq and is a predicted model, not a curated record. Lineage: Eukaryota; Evosea; Eumycetozoa; Dictyosteliales; Dictyosteliaceae. Gene Ontology annotation, biological process: regulation of DNA-templated transcription. The transcript has 2 exons. Gene Ontology annotation, molecular function: DNA binding.